AUGUCCUCUCCAGAGGACAUAGCACGUGCACGUCAACUCAAAGAAUUAGAACCCUUGCAUGAAGCAUGGUCAAACUGGACGCACGCUCGUCAGUCCUUGGAAGAAACACUACCCCUCAUGCAAGAUCCUGACCCAACCAUGCGCACCCUAGCAUCGGAAGAAUUCACCUCCCUGGCCCAUACCCUAUCUACCCACAUAUCCACAACGUUUCCCUCUCUUCUCGUUCCUCCAUCGUCUACGCGCGACUUACAUGCUCUGCUAGAGUUGAAAGCCGGCGUCGGUGGGUCUGAAGCAGCUCUAUUCUUGUUGGACCUCCUGCGGGUUUACGUUCGAUAUGCUGGUUCAGUCGGAUGGCGAACAAGUAUCAUACAGAGCAGCGAAACCGAAAGCGGAGGGAUGCGCGAUGCUAUCCUCGAGAUUAAAGGUGAAGGGGCUUAUGAUGCACUGAGAUGGGAGAGCGGUGUACAUCGUGUGCAGCGCGUCCCCGCAACGGAAUCAAGUGGGCGGACUCAUACGAGUACUGUUGCAGUCAUAGUUCUGCCGUUGAGCGAAGAUGCUGAGAACAUCGGCGGGAAUGACGAACUCUUCAAAAUGGAGGAUGUGAAGAUCGAGGUAAUGCGUGCACGCGGUGCAGGUGGACAGCACGUCAACAAAACAGAGUCUGCAGUCCGUCUCACCCAUACACCCACCGGUAUCACUGUCUCCAUGCAAGAUGAACGCAGUCAGCAUCAGAAUAAGCGUCGUGCUUUCCAAGUCCUUCGCGCUCGCCUAAUGGAUGUAAAGCUUUCACGAGAUAUCGCCAACCGCCGAGCCACUCGCCGGAAUCUGGUCCGCACCGCGGACCGCAGCGAGAAGAUUCGAACGUAUAAUUAUGCGCAGGAUCGCGUGACAGACCAUCGAAUCGGUCUCUCCCUCAUGAACCUCACCAGUUUCCUGGAAGGUGACGGCGUGCAGGAUUUUCUGGAUGCCUUGCGCCGAAACUGGCAAGAAGAAAUCAUGGAGGAUGUUGUUGGAGAGUCUGAAUGA
Suillus plorans is the source of this 1026-nucleotide messenger RNA. RefSeq lists its product as uncharacterized. Gene Ontology annotation, biological process: translational termination. Gene Ontology annotation, molecular function: translation release factor activity. Lineage: Eukaryota; Fungi; Basidiomycota; Agaricomycetes; Boletales; Suillaceae. The coding region runs from base 1 to 1026 and encodes 341 amino acids. The record is from RefSeq and is a predicted model, not a curated record. The transcript is spliced from 5 exons.